AUGUCCGACUUCAUCAAAUCCCUCCCCAGCUGGGCCGGCACCACCUUCACCAAAAAGACCAACUCCCAAGUCCCACCGAUCCUCGACCCAACCAAAGUCACCCUCCCCAAACCCUUCGUCGCCAUCGUCACAGGCUCCAGCCGCGGCAUCGGCUCCGGCAUCGCCAAAUGCUUCGCCCAAGCAGGCGCCACAGGCCUGAUCCUCACCGCACGCACACAAGGCUCCUGCGCCAAAACCGAAGACGAAUGCCGCCGCGUCUCCCCGCACCCCUCCUCGCUCAAAAUCUCCACCUUCUACGGCGACAACGGCGACGAAGCCCACGCCACGGCCAUCGCCUCCCUCAUCGAGACCGAGCACGAUGGGAAAUUAAACCUCCUCGUCAACAACGCCGGCUUCCUCCUCGUCGACGGGACCGCCUUCGAAAAAGUCGCCGACAUCAACUGCCCCAACAUCGAAGCCAUGACGCAGACCUGCUACGUCGGCCGCUUCUACAUGACCAAGCACCUCAUGCCGUACCUCCUCUCCGGCGCCCCCGACAAACUCCGCGCCAUCGCCAACAUCUCCUCCGUCGGCGGGCACGUCUCCGGGCCGCUGGGCUACUCCAUUUCCUGCCUGGCCACGAACCGCCUCUCGCAGCGCGUGGACGAGUCGUACGCCGAUCAGGGGCUUUGUUGCUAUGCGGUACACCCUGGUGCGGUGUGGAGCGAUGGGCCGAAGGAGUACCUCCCGCCGCGCAUGAAGGAUUUCUCGAAUGAUAGUCAGGAUUUGUGUGGGAGUUUUUUGGUCUGGUUGUGUAAGGAGCGAAGGCAGUGGUUGAGUGGAAGGUAUGUGGAUGCGACGUGGGAUGUGGAGGAGCUGGUGCAGAGGGAGGGGGAGAUUGUGGAGGGGGAUAAGUUGAAGAUGAGGAUGGUUGUUUAG
Messenger RNA from Zasmidium cellare ATCC 36951, 918 nucleotides. RefSeq lists its product as uncharacterized. The record is from RefSeq and is a predicted model, not a curated record. Bases 1 to 918 code for a protein of 305 amino acids. The transcript has a single exon. Gene Ontology annotation, molecular function: oxidoreductase activity, acting on the CH-OH group of donors, NAD or NADP as acceptor. NCBI's taxonomy places the organism in Eukaryota, Fungi, Ascomycota, Dothideomycetes, Mycosphaerellales, Mycosphaerellaceae.